AUGACACGCUUCCGUCCCUGCAUUGAUUUGCAUGCAGGCUCCGUGAAGCAAAUCGUGGGCGGCACUCUCUCCUCCAGCCUGCCCGAUUCCCUCAAAACGAACUACGUCUCGAAGCUACCGGCGAGGCACUUUGCGCAGCUAUACAAGGAGAAUGAUCUCAGUGGUGCGCACGUCAUAAUGCUAGGCCCGGGGAACCAGGAAGCUGCGAAAGAGGCGCUGGAGAGCUGGAGAGAUGGGUUGCAGGUUGGGGGUGGGAUUGAUGAUACGAAUGCUGCGGAAUGGGUGAAAGCUGGGGCUGAGAAGGUGAUCAUAACCUCCUUCCUCUUCCCCAACGGCACAUUUUCACUUCCGCGCCUUCAAUCAGUCCUCAAAGCUUUCGGAGACAAUAAGGAGAAGCUCGUCAUCGAUCUGAGCUGUAGGAGGAAGGGUGAGAAGUGGUUUGUGGCUAUGAACAAAUGGCAGACAAUCACGGAUAUGGAGCUGAAUCAAGAGUCUAUCUCCCUCCUAGAACCAUAUUGCUGCGAAUUCCUCAUCCACGCUGCCGAUAACGAAGGCCUCCAAGCGGGCAUCGACCACGAGCUGGUCCAGAAGCUUGCUGAGUGGUGCUCCAUUCCAGUGACAUAUGCUGGCGGAGGGAGGAAUCUGGAUGACUUGGAACUAGUCAAGAAGCUCAGUGAUGGGAAGGUAGAUCUGACAAUUGGAAGCGCCUUAGAUAUCUUUGGAGGAAGCGGAGUCACUUUCGAGGACUGUGUGAAGUGGAACCAGGACCAAGAAAAGGCAUGA
Molecule: messenger RNA, 783 nt
Organism: Mytilinidion resinicola
Lineage: Eukaryota; Fungi; Ascomycota; Dothideomycetes; Mytilinidiales; Mytilinidiaceae
Product: Phosphoribosylformimino-5-aminoimidazole carboxamide ribotide isomerase
Exons: 3
Coding region: 1-783 (260 amino acids)
Biological process (GO): L-tryptophan biosynthetic process; L-histidine biosynthetic process
Cellular component (GO): cytoplasm
Molecular function (GO): 1-(5-phosphoribosyl)-5-[(5-phosphoribosylamino)methylideneamino]imidazole-4-carboxamide isomerase activity
Source: RefSeq, a predicted model, not a curated record